Bacidia gigantensis is the source of this 6102-nucleotide messenger RNA. RefSeq lists its product as uncharacterized. The record is from RefSeq and is a predicted model, not a curated record. The coding region runs from base 1 to 6102 and encodes 2033 amino acids. The transcript has a single exon. NCBI's taxonomy places the organism in Eukaryota, Fungi, Ascomycota, Lecanoromycetes, Lecanorales, Ramalinaceae.
AUGAAGCUGACUCCAAAACGUUUUCGCAUUAGGUGGGACAGCUCCGACCCUGAUCGCGCUCCUCCACCAUUACCCCUCAAUCCAGGCGCAGCAAGCCCAGCUACGAAACCGAACACAUCCAAAAGUAUAUCUCUCGCUGCCGAGAAGCUUGCUGCCAAAGCUAGAGAGAGCAAUUACACAACCAAUUCCUCCCCAACAAAAUCACCUGACAAAUCAAUUCCCAAAGGCCAUAAGCGCUUGGAGUCCCUACAAAAUGGAACCUUACGAAACAGAAAUUCCUACACCGACGCGCUCAGAUCGCUAGACCGGACGCCUUCUCCAGAGAAGACUGAUUGGACGCCGCGCACUCCUGGCCUCGAUGGCGAAAACAGAUCACCUGAGAGGGGUUCCGGCCGAUCGAGUACACCAACUCCUGCUGGAAGGGACACUGGAAAGGAAACUCCAAGCAUAAGACCCUCGAGGCCUCCAUUAAGACCGAUACUGGGGGAGAAUUCUCCAUCUUCUGCGACAAUGCUAGCUCUGCAAAAUAUGGCUGUGCCAAAGGAUAUUGAUACUUCCCUCUCGGAUGUCACUAACAAACCGAACUCGGGCAUCCGUCCACCUCAGUCAUUUGACGCAAUCUCAAGCCAAAUUCUAAGUCUGACAACGAUUGCUACCAGCUUGCAAAAAGAAAUGGCACAACUGAGCAGAAGAAGCAAAGACAACGCUACAGAUCUGAUAAGUCUCAAAGAAGCGACUAACUUGCGCGACGAGGACAUUCGCAAAAGCCUUAAAGAUCUCUCGGUCAAUCUCUCUUCCAGACUUCUAGAUCCUGAUCGAGAUCACAGCUCUCGCGCGGCGAGCAGUUUCGGUCACAGGCCGGGAAGCUUUCUGCUAGACAGUAAGCCCCAUAAUUUCGACGGAUCGCUUCCAAAGAGCUUUUCGGUUCCAAGAAUGGGCAGUCCCGGAUUUAAUGCUUCAGACAUUUCGGGCUCGACAUACAAUGUAGAAACCCCUGCAGGAAUUGCCUUGCUAGAGAAGAUUUGGCGAGACAUGGGUACAAAAGAAGGGCAAGAAGCAAUAUCGUCAGCACUGUCGGGACUGAAGGACGCUUCGAAGAUUGACAAGAAUGACCCACAAGUCAUGAAAAAGCUGGAAGAAAUACUCAUUUCCCUACAAGAGAGUGCGGGUAGCCGAGCAUUAGUAUCACUGCGUAAUGGCCAGCAAGCGCCCACUUUUGAUGGCAACUCAGACCUUCGACCAGCGCCACUGUCCAGAGCCUCCAGGGACAUUGCACCUCAGCAAAGUAGUCCAAAGGCUGGCAUAACGCCGAAGGCUGCUGAGUUCGUCAAUGAAGAUUUGCAAAAGCUUCUCAAGAAAAUGAAAGAUAGCAUCACUGAAGGUGGCGGAAUGACAGCGGAAGUCAAAGCCCAUUUGAAAGAGCUGCGAGGCGAGGUGCUUGGAAUGGGCCGCGAUAUCGCGCGGAAACUAGACCAAGCAGAAUCCACCAGUAAAGGAAAUAGAGACGACGCUCUAGGACCAGGACGUGAAGAAAUCGCGCAGAUCGUAGAGGAUGGCCUGAACGAGUUGAGGAGUCAUAUGGAAGAACUGAUACGCGAAAGGAGGCGCCAAUCGGCGUCGUCCGUAGCUUCUCGGCAUUCAGUUGACAGUCAGGAAGUCUAUACUGCUGUCAAGAAUGCACUGGUAGAGUUCCCCGCGCAACAACUAGCAUUGCAAGCCCCUCAGGCAGGUAUUGAGCGUGACGAGAUUCUUGACGCCGUUCGCGAGGCUUGGGAAACCUACAAGCCUGAGAUUGAGCUCCAAAACUUUGGCUUAGAACGCGAUGAGAUACUCCAGUGUUUGAAGGAAGGACUUCAGCAAUAUCAGCCUCAGGAGCAAAACAAGGAUGUUGGUGGCGCAACAUACGAAGAGGUCCUGGACGCAGUUCGAGAAGGAUUGGAACACUUCAAGCCGCCACCAAUCGAGACUGACGCAAGCAUUACUCGGGAAGAAAUAUUGAUGACGGUCCGUGAAUGCCUCGAAACGUUUGAAUUUCCUGUUCCACACGUUGAAGCGCCGCGAGAGCCAGAAAUCACCCGUGAUGAAGUCCUUGAUGCUGUCAGAGAAGGCCUGUCUGCUCAAGCACCAAUCUCAAAAGAGAUCGAAUUCAACCGCGACGAUCUCUUCGAUGCAGUCAAAGCGGGUCUUCAAGGUACUCACACGCCAAUGGGCGGUGUCGGUGAGCAAGUUCUGGAGAAGAUGGAGGAGCUCAUUGACGGUAUGAGAAUCGAGUUCAAGCAGUACUCUGAGGCCAACGGUGGCGACACCGAACAGGUUCUGGAUGCAAUGAAAGACAAUCUUGAGGUUCUCCGACGUGAUAUCGAGACCUACGUCGACAGAGCGCAAGAUGUCACUGGUAAAGACGAGAUCAUUGACACUAUGAAACUUGCUCUCAAUCAUUUACGGGACGACUUAGAGGAGACCGUUGCUCAGAAGGCCCAGGCACCCGCUCCAAGCAGUAACGUCGAGCUCUUGGACGCAAUGGAAAAAGAAUUUGAGCAUCUUCGAACGACUCUUGUCCCUCUGCUUCGCUCUGGUGAUCAGAAAGUCGAGCGGGAAGAGGUCCUAGAUGCAAUCCGAGAUGGACUUGAAGACAUGAAGUCAAACGUGCCAAGAGGAGUCGAUCCUGAAGACAGUAGUGCGACGUUGAACGUUGUACGGGAUGAAUUCUCACAUCUGCGCGAAACUCUUGCCACAACACUCAUUCGGGGUGGCUCAUCACUAGACAAGGAGGAGCUGUUAGAAGCUAUUAGGGAUGGGCACGAAUCGUUACGAGCCGACAUUAUCACUAGACAUGAUCGGCCUGAAAGUGUCCUGUCUAGCACGGGCGAAUUGCUAGAUGCUUUCAAUGACGGCUUGGACUCCCUGCGAAGUGACAUGGAAAAGAUGAUCAAUAAGCCACUCGAUAUGACAGUCAACUACGAAAUCCUUGAGACUCUCAAAGAGGGACUAGCUAGUGUUCGCUCAGAUCUUGAUCAAUUGCAGACAGCCCAGAGUAGCACUAGAGGCAUCUCGAGUUCACGUAACGGCGAAGUGGUCAUAGCGGAUCCGGAAGCAGAGCCAACAUACAGAAACGAUAUUGGCAAGCUUGAAAUGAUGAUCACACAGCUGCGCAUCAAGGUUGAAGCGCUUGAUAACAUGCCGCCACCCACAGCGUCCAUAAACAGGGAUGAUUUCGAGACUUUCGAAAAUAUGCUGAGAGAUUUAAAAGUAUCUGUUGAGGGUAUAUCACAUCGGGAUCACUCUACGAAUAUCUCAAGGGACGAUAUUGAAGCGUUUGAAACCCUCUUACGGAAUACUAAGGCUAAGGUUGAGGAUUUUGGCUCAUCUGAAUCGGAUGGUUUUGCUAAGGUCACUCAUAUCGAGACUCUAGAGUCUCUUCUAGGCGAGACGCGAGACGCCGUUGCAGACUUUGAAUCAAAUGGCGCCUCUAAACAUGACAUUGAGACUAUUGAAGAUUUACUUAAAGACAUACGGUCUGGCAUGGAAGAAGUUCGAGGCAAGAGCUCAGAUCUGGACGCUAGCGAGCGAGUCAGCAAAACAGAUAUCGAAGCGCUCGAGACAUUGUGUAUUGACAUGAAGACUCAAAUCGAGGAGCACAUGCCAAAUCCAGAGACUCUAGGUUCAAAAGACGACUUGAGGGAGAUUGGGGAGUCAAUUCAAGAACUUGGUGAUCAAGACAGUCGCCGCUACGAAUUACUAGCUUCAGGCUUCUCAGCUCGCAAAAUUGAGCAUGAUCAUAUGACUCAGUGCAUUGAUGAAGUGAAGUUAAUACUUGAGGAUGUUCGAGAAGAGCUGAAGGCCAGGAUUAAAGAGGACCAUCACAGUGUGAAAGACCUUGCGAAGACUCUGGAUGCCAUCGCUGAGACUGUAAUGGCUGCUGAUGCAACAGCGACUGUUGGAGAAGUGCGAGAGACUAUCGAGAAGGAAUUCGAGGCAAGCCGAAGUGCAUCUGAAAGCAUCAAGGAGCACAACGAGGAGAAUCAUACGAUUCUGCUCGAGAAGCACUCCGACCACAAGCAGGAGAUCAUAAGUGACUUGACAAGCAAGCUGGAUGCACGAUUCGAUGAGAUCAUGACAAAGUAUGACGACGGUCAAUUAGCCGCACAAGCAAAGGAAAAGUUGCUUGAUUCCAAGGACGCGCAAUCCACCGAAGCACUUAAUGCUACUAAGACAGCUGCUGAGGACUUGAGACUGCUUGUGGAUGCUUUGGGCUCAACUGUGACUGACUCAUGCGAGCGGAUGAGCGAGGAUUCCAAGACAGUCUUCGCUCGAGUAGAAGAGGUUGGUUCGAAGCUUGAAGAUCUUGUCGCAGGAGACGGAAAGGCUGAGCACGCAGCUACUCGAGCUGAAGUAGCCCGCACAUUGGCUAGUGUCGAGAGUCUGCAAGCACAUAUUUCCGACUAUGAUCCUAGGAUCUUCGAGGGCAUCAAGGACAUUCUUAACAUCGUCGGCCAGCAUUAUGAGCAGGCUAAGAUGUCGACUGAAGAGAUCAAGACUACAGUCAACGCAAUUCCGGGAGCCAUUCCAUUACCUGCAAUUGCUCCUGUCGCAGAGGCCACAAGGGAAUUACCCUCCUUCGAGAAGUACGACGACACCGGUGUCCAUUCGAAGCUUGACGAGCUCGUCGCUCAUGCGGCCGAAGCUGCCAAAACAGGGGCAGAAUUAGCCGCUCUCGAACAGAUCCGUGAGCAAGUAGCUUCUACAUCCGAACAGCUGAACGACUUUGUUGCUAGCCAACGAGCGUUCCAGGAGCAAGUGGACGCCACUAAAGCCUCAGAAGCUGAAGAAGCAGCUAUAGCUCUCGAAAAACGAGCUGCUCAGAAGUCCAUUGUCGAAUCCGACAUCGUCCACCUCUCUGAAAACAAAGCCAACCUGGGUACGGACGUCGAACAGCUCCUCAAAGAAAAGUCCGACCUCACAUCCCUAAAAUCAAAAAUGCAAGCCGAUCUCUCUUCCCUCGAAACAGCCCUUCUCAUCCGGCGCGAGGAACUCCAGAUCAUGGAGAACAGGGCAGAAAGCCUCGAGCGCCGAAUCCUCGAUAACGUUCUUGAUCAUUCCCGCUCCCUCCUCACCACCACGUCUUCCCGUCCUCCCUCUAGCCUCAAUGAGAUGAACCGUAAGCGCGUAGUCUCGACCGCUAGUAGUAAUGCUACCGCUACCACUGCGACUACGAGAACAGGUCGUCCUACUGCGCCCCCCUCUACAAAUCACAGCACAGUCAGCAGCGGCAUAGGAAUGGCACUCAAACCCCGUAAUAUGCCCAGAAAUUCUGCUCGCAACUCCACUGCUGCAUCCUCUCAGGCAGGUGGCCGUCGGAUUCUCAGCCUUAGCACUCUUUCCGGCAAUCGUGGGGCGAGCAAAGAUCGCGCAAUGGUCCUCGCCAAUCCCGCUAUAGGCAACAAACCUAGCAGUUUGCUAGGUAGCGGGGGUGGUGGAGCAAUGAUGAAGCGCUCUCACUCCGUCAAAUCGAAUUUUCCGUCUCGCAAAUCGAGCUGGGGUGGCAGCAAAGUGUCCGCCUCAGGUAUCAUGUACGCCGAUGAACAACUAGACGAUGACAAGGAAAACAGUGUCUUGGACGAAGAAGAUGAGGAAGGCGUUGAGGCUAGCGAGGCAGGGACAGAAAGGCGAACGAGCUAUUCGGGCACAUACACCGGCACAAUGAGUUCUUACAGCGAAAGCGGGACCGGAUAUUUCGAGGACAGUGAGGGCAAAAGAACAAGUUAUGCGCCCUCCACAGCCGGUACAAUCGGUACGCGAGACUUUGCCCUCAAUGAAGACGAAGACGAAGACCCUGCCGAGCCGGCAGCACCUUCGGCCAUCGGGUCCCAAUCUGAUAUGCUUGAUGCUGCGGCGGAGCAAGAUGCAGGCGAGCAGGGUUUGCUGGGCGCUAGUCAGGAGAGUCUGAUCGCUGGAGAAGCCGGUGGAGCUGGCAAGGGAGAGAGUGAGGGAGGCAUGGUGCUGUAUGGAGAGCAUGGGCAUAAUCAUAGUGAUAGUGGAAUUGGGACUGAUUUGCCUACUGCUGCACUGGAUGUUGGUGGGAUGGAUUAUUUCAAGAAGUGA